AUGGCGGAGGGCUCUGCGGGCCCGGGCUCGCCCCGCUCCGCGCCGGGCGGCCCCAAGGCGCGGCCGGAGCCGGGCCGGAGGGCUUGGGGGCGCGCGGGGCACGGCGCACGGUACAGCGGCCCGGGCAGCGCGGGGCACGGCGCACGGUACAGCGGCCCGGGCAGCGCGGGGCACGGCGCACGGUACAGCGGCCCGGGCAGCGCGGGGCACGGCGCACGGUACAGCGGCCCGGGCAGCGCGGGGCACGGCGCACGGUACAGCGGCCCGGGCAGCGCGGGGCACGGCGCACGGUACAGCGGCCCGGGCAGCGCGGGGCACGGCGCACGGUACAGCGGCCCGGGCAGCGCGGGGCACGGCGCACGGUACAGCGGCCCGGGCAGCGCGGGGCACGGCGCACGGUACAGCGGCCCGGGCAGCGCGGGGCACGGCGCACGGUACAGCGGCCCGGGCAGCGCGGGGCACGGCGCACGGUACAGCGGCCCGGGCAGCGCGGGGCACGGCGCACGGUACAGCGGCCCGGGCAGCGCGGGGCACGGCGCACGGUACAGCGGCCCGGGCAGCGCGGGGCACGGCGCACGGUACAGCGGCCCGGGCAGCGCGGGGCACGGCGCACGGUACAGCGGCCCGGGCAGCGCGGGGCACGGCGCACGGUACAGCGGCCCGGGCAGCGCGGGGCACGGCGCACGGUACAGCGGCCCGGGCAGCGCGGGGCACGGCGCACGGUACAGCGGCCCGGGCAGCGCGGGGCACGGCGCACGGUACAGCGGCCCGGGCAGCGCGGGGCACGGCGCACGGUAG
Messenger RNA from Passer montanus (Eurasian tree sparrow), 798 nucleotides. Its product is annotated as spidroin-2-like. Bases 1 to 798 code for a protein of 265 amino acids. The transcript has 2 exons. Lineage: Eukaryota; Metazoa; Chordata; Aves; Passeriformes; Passeridae. The record is from RefSeq and is a predicted model, not a curated record.